CGGGUCGUCUAGCGCCACCGCCGAGCGCUUGGCUCCCCGCGGCCGAGGAGCCCGCGUGAGCCGCGGGGGCUGCGGAACCGACGCGUCGUCGCCGCCGCCAGCCGGCCAGCCUCCUCGCCCGAGGAGGAGCGGCGAGAGGCAGCCGGGGUAGAAAAAUGUCCACUUUCCUUACAGUUGGCCUUCUCCUACUCUUUGUGGUUGAUUAUGGUUCCUCCGAGAACUCCAGCACUCCACGAGGAUGUGGCCUGGAUCUUCUUCCUCAAUAUGUCGACCUGUGUGAUCUGGAUGCGAUCUGGGGGAUCGUGGUAGAGGCUGUGGCGGGGGCAGGAGUGCUGACCAUGCUGCUCCUCAAGGUGAUCUUGCUGGUGCGGCUGCCCUUCAUCAAAGGCAAAGAAAAAAGAAGCCCGUUAGGCAUCCAUUUCCUCUUCUUUUUCGGGACCUUGGCCCUUUUUGGCUUGGCCUUUGCGUUCAUCCUCGAAGAGGAUGAGACUGUCUGCUCCAUCCGCAGGUUCUCCUGGGGAGUUCUCUUUGCACUGUGCUUCUCCUGUUUGCUCGCUCAAGCCUGGCGGCUCCAGAGACUCGUCCGCCAUGGCAAAAGUCCGUCUGGGUGGCAGCUGGCCGGGAUCGCUGUCUGUGUUGCGCUAGUCCAGGUCAUCAUUGCGACGGAAUGGCUGAUCCUGACGAUCGUGAGGGAUGGAAAGCCGGCCUGCCAUUAUGAGCCAAUGGACUUUGCCAUGGCCUCCAUUUACGUGAUGUUCUUGAUGGCGGUGGCCAUGGGCUUCUCCUUCUUCACGUUGUGUGGGAAAUUUAAGAAGUGGAAGAAGAAUGGGGUGUGCCUUGUCAUCACCAGUCUUUUCUCGAUCCUCAUUUGGGUGGCUUGGCUAACUAUGUACCUGUAUGGUAACAAGGAACUGGGGAGGAGAGACCAGUGGCGGGAUCCAACUCUUGCGGUGACUCUGGUGGCCAGUGGCUGGGUGUUUAUAAUCUUCUACGCCAUCCCAGAGGUCCACUGUGCCAUCCUUCCAUCCCAGCAAGAGAACACGCCCAAUUAUUUUGAUACUUCACAACCACGAAUGCGUGAAACGGCUUUUGAGGAAGACCUCCAGCUUCCUCGAAGUUACAUGGAAAAUAAAGCUUUUUCAAUGGAUGAACAUAAUGCAGCAUUGCGGAUGGCAGGAUUUCGCAACGGCAGCCUGGGUAGCCGUUCAAGCGCUCCCUUCCGAAGCAACGUCUACCAGCCCACCGAGAUGGCGGUUGUCUUGAACGGUGGGACUAUUCCAACUGCUCCGCCAAGUUACCCUGGAAGACACCUAUGGUGAAAAAGCUUAGUGGCCAUAGAGGAAGACAGAGAGAGAAUCCAUUAAUAAUGUUUUAUUUCCACACACACACACACCCCCAACAGUGUGUGUCUUUCAGAGGGAGGAAACCCACUGGGGGCGCACGGAAGGUCCUAGAAACUGAUAGCUUCGGGGGGGGGGUUGUUCCCCCUCCUUUUUAAAAAACAAAAUAAAUAAAUAAAACAAAACACGAGCACUGUCAAAUUGAUAAGCUAACUGCAAGGAGCUUCUGCAAUAUAAUAGAAGCUGAUCGAAUUUAAACGUAGAUCUAGCUAUAUCCUUUUUUUUUUUUUUUAAGGGAGGGGAGGAGAAAGGGAUUGAGUAGCCAAAUCACGAGGAAGUGUUUAGCUAGAGAAAGCAGGAAGGCUUCGGAAGGCACUGGAUUAUAGUAAGGCAAAGCAAUUAUGGGAGUUGAAGUCCACCCAUCUUGAAGUGGCCAGGUUUGAGAAGCACUGAUUUAGAGUAAGUUGUGAUCUGCGCUGUGGAACCUCAAGCAAUGGACCAGAGGCUUUCUCUUCACGCAAAAGGUGCUGGUGUGCUUGUGGGACUCCAGAUCAGGUGGCAACAAUGGCCCAAAGACAGGCAUCUUCUUGGGUGCGUAAGCUCUUUUUAAAACCGUAAGAGCUUUCGGACAGCUUUUGUCUUCUCCUAGACUCAGUGCAGAACUUUGGCCAUCAGGCUGUGCUUGGUAGGAACAAGGAAGCAUCUGCUCUACCUUUCUGGCUGACCAGACUGUAAGGUUAAAGGGAACCCAAGAGUGGCAAAGCCUCACAAAUUGUGCCUCAAGAGGGGAAAACAACUGGUGCAAGAGAGGCAACGUAGCUCAGGAGAAGGACCUGGAAGGCAAUCAUUCACCCCUUCCCAAGGUUUUUACCUAAAGGGAAAUGUAUCUCAGUGAGUCACCAAAUGUAUUGCCCUUACCAUGAAUUCAAACUUGAGGUCCUUUGCGUGCAAGAAAAUCCUCUCCAUGGGGUUACUUUAAAUCUCUCACUCUUCACUCCCAUACCUAGUUGAACACUGAAGCCUCAUUGACUGCAAUGGUUUGCACAUGUAUUGCCUUUUCUCAUGUGUUUCUGGAACAUUUGGUUAUUAUUAUUAUUAUUAUUACUACUACUACUAUUAUUAGAUUGUUUUCAUAUGGAUGUUGGGAAUCUCUCCUCCCCUCUUGCUGCCUUUUCAUAUUUCUAUGAUUUUAAUGAUGUUUGAUAAAGCAUUCCUUCAUUGAUUAGCAUUUUAAAGCAUAUCAGGCAUGUAGAUUUGUCAUUACAUUUGCCUGGCUGGCUUAGCACCUGCUUUUGGCUUUCCUAGAGACUGAAAAAGCAAGUGUGAUUUGCUUGGUUGAUGUGUGUGUGUGUGUGUGCGCGCGCGCACGUGCUCAUGCGUGUGCGAGGGAGAGAGAUCAAUAAAGCCACAAAGCUAUAAAAGCUCUCAGAUGAUGGAACUUUUUGCACUUAUUCUGAAUGAGAUUUGGUUUCCAGAUGGGCAGGGACAAUGCUAAUAACAGAAAUAAGAUUGCUGGACUCAGUAGACUUGCAAAGCUGCCCACUGGUUCUUCGAAAAGAAAAUGAAAUGUAAUCAAUGGUGUUUGAGGAAUUUUUCCCCCCACAUCGCUGGUUUUUAAUUUAUCUAAUUCUAUCGAAUUCACCCUACUCAUUAAUGUAUCCAGCCUUGCUGUCUGGGUAAUAUAUCUGUGGUGGGUAGGGGGCAAACUGGCUGAAUGCUACUUUAUAUUAUAUGUCAGUUCCUUGCACUCAAGAAUUCUCCAAUAUGCAAAAGAUACAGCCUGUCUUCUCAGGAAAGAUUCUAGCCGAAUCUCCCUCUGGCUUGCUAAUUUUUUAUAUGCAAGUAUUAGCAUUAGCAUUAGCAUUAGUCUUAGUAAUAUAAAUAAUAGUAUGGGAGGAGAUGCCAUUAUGUAAUGGACCCUGGAUCGAGAACAGCUCUGAACAUCUUGGAUGUUGGCAGUAAUGCUAGUAGAGCGUCUGUUUUACUUGCAAGUUGCCCUAAAGUCAUCUUCAUUCAGACUGGGUUGUAGAGGAUGAGAAAGUAAGCUCCCCACUCCACCAAAUUUGCUGCACUUUAACAUUCUGCUAACAUUGGCUUUUUCUCCCUGUUAAGGAACAUGCUCUGCUUUCCUUUCUUUAUGAUUUAUUUGAGCCUUGCUGCUGCCUAGCGGAAGAAAGGGCUAAUAAAACUGUUACUAAUUUAUCUAUCAGCUUUUAAACUCUUGCCAGCUUUGAAUAUCCUUGUUUAGAGUGAAAAGGCAGAGCGCGAAAAGCCUUGAAAUAAAUGUGGCUGUGGAUGCCGUCAUCUGCGCGUUGCACCAGGCACAAUGUUGGCACCACCUCUGUGAGAACCUGGCCCAUCUAGGAGUGCAACUGGUGCAAAACCAGGCAGCGUGUGACACACGCUUUUCUUUGUUCUAUGAAUGCCCAAUUGCUCUUGUGGCCAUGAUCAUCCUAGCAAGUUUAGUCUUUUAAAAACUGUCAAGUAGGUAACUGCAAUAAUUUUUGUGGCCCGCAAAUGUUUUCAUACAACAGGAAAAAGCUGCAUUGUUGUGUUCCAAGAACUUGCAAACUUUCAUUUGACCCAAAUCUAAUUUCCUUGUGUAAGAACAUGGGACAAGUGGCUUAUUUGGUGGUCUCCUAACCUUUGUUUAAAGUAUAAAGCUAUAUUUUUAAUAAGGGGGACAGUCAUAAGAAAUGUAUGAUUUCACUGUGUGUGGAUACCUGAGACACAAAAUUGGUACUUUCCUUUGAGUCUACGCUUGGGAGAGAUUUGAUACAUACGAAAAUGGGCUUUUGAAACUAUUUUUAUUAUCGAAGUGCCUACGGUGAACGUGGCAUAAACGGCUGAAAUGAUUACUUUUCCAGUGGUAUUUUGAUAAGAGGAGAGAAACAAAACUGUAUUGCUUUUAACUGGAGGAAAAGACCACUUUUAGAAGGUUGUGAGGUUGUCCAAUUUGUAUUUACUUAUUUUUUUUCUUUUAGACAAGGAAGGAUUUAGCAGUCCUACUUCCCGUUAAAUCAAUGGCAGUUUGGGAACUUAAAGACAGGGUUGGACCCUGGAAGCACAGGGCAUCCUCUAAUCUCUCCUGUGAACCUGGCCCCUGCCUCCUAGUGGUGGGAGGUGUGCCGAUUAAACUAUAAGAAGGGAUUUUUUUUUUUUCCUGAAGUAUUGUUGUUGUUGUUGUUGUUGUUGUUAGUCAGUCUGUGGUUUCUGAUGCUCAAUGCUACUGCCACUCCCCCCAGAAUGCCUCUGUUAGAAACCUUUUAAAAGGCACUUGUGCGUUAAGUUAUAUUUCCUUUUGUUAAAAGUUACAAAGUGUUAUGUUUGCCUUUUUGACAAAAGUUGUUAUGAAUGUAGAGCAUCUGGGGAGGCACUUAAUAACAGGAAACAGAACUGCCUAAGUUUCACUGUAGCUUGCUCUGGGAAGCGUGGAAGUUAUUAUGUUCUUUGUGAUUGCCAAUUAUUAUAAAUUAAGAGAAAUACAGCAACCACCCAACAUAGAAAGACAUGGUAGAAGGCAAUUACGUAGACGCUGGGGAGAUGAGCUCAGUGGAUUUCCCCCCGGCAAAUUGAAAAGGAACAAUUUGAAUUACAGAUGCAAUCUAAACAGCAUGCUAAGUUCCACGCUCUGUCGAUUGGCACAAGAGUGGGUGGUUUUAGUAGGAUUACCAGAACUGGGUUGGAAACAUCCAACUGACCACCAGGUGGCAGUAGAGAGGUAGAGUUUUCUGUACCUCUUUGCAGCCAUCUAGAGUUUGCCUUGAUUUUUGCAGCCCAGAUCCUGGAGCCCUGGCAUCAAGUAGCAAAUGCCAGCAAGCAGUAGCAAAGGGUUGAAGGAAAGAGUUGGGUAGCAUGUUCUUUAAGCUUGCCUGCUGCCUUAGGUGGAGGAUGGUAGGCCAUUGUCUCCACGGAGAAAGCAUGAUCUGCCAGGCUUUUCUGCAUGGGGUGGGAGCACCAACUUGUUCUUCACUUCCCUCCCUUCAGUUUCUUGGGCUGACUGGCUGCUCGCAAGCUGCACCUCCUCAAAGCCAGUAGCAACAUUUCCAGUGACUUUUAACAGUGCUGGGCCUAGUAGACGCAUUCCAAAAAAUGUUAAGCAUGCUUCUGUUCUGCUAAUCUUGGUACAUGUCUGGUGGUCUUAACUUUCUGCCAGCUGCACUGCUUUUCCACAGCUGAAUAGCUUGGAGGUCAUGCAUGAAAUACAUGGAAAGCAGCGCUGGCCAAUCAGAACCCAAGGAGGUUUCUGGCUUGACAUCAUUGGCUCUGAGUCUGAGAUGUGUAUCCAUUUCCAUUAAUCUACUGUCCAUUUCCAUUGAGCUUUAAUCAAGUGGGGAUCACCUGGAUAAUGAGUUCUUCCUUCUAGUUCAGCCUUCUAAACCUUGACACUCUCCUGAUGAGAGCAAAAUCAUGAGUCUUGGACUCCCAGAAUACUCAUGAACAAUGGCUGUCCUGCUGGGGAAUUCUGGGGAAUCCAUGUAUCUGGAGGGUGUCCAAGCUGGGAAAGAGUGUUCCACUAUCAUGGCCGAUGUUUGAGAAGGCCUAUAUUUCCACGUCUAUGGUAUCAGAAUGAUAGCGGGUCCCCAGAAGGACAUGACCAUCUCCAGGCUGAAUCCUGAGUUAAGUAAGAUGUCUUCCAAUAUAAGCUGAAAUCUGCUUUUCUGGAACAUCAUUGCUUUGGCUAAGUUGCUUGACGCUUCAGUUCUAACCAAAAGCAGCAGAAUCAAAAGCAUAUGUAGCUUUUAUUAGGAGAUUUGAAAAAAAAAAAUAGAUUUGACUACUCUACUAUCCUACCAGAUAACCCAACCGGUGCUUUUUAUUAAACAACAAGUGCUCUCUUCUUCUUUUGAUAAUAUAUGUAAAUAUUUAUUAAACGUAUUAAUGUGCAUUUUUAUAAUAUUCCCCCCUUUCCUAUCCUGCUGACUGUUGUGUACCAUUUCACAUUCUACAUCUUUGGAAGGUUUUUGAGACAAUCAAUGUGUACCAUAUUGACUGUACAUAAGAGAUAUGAAAUUUAAACAAAACAAAGACAGAGUUGUAAAGCCUGGGCAGAAAGAUACAUUUUAUUUUCAAAAUGCUGUUCUUAAUGAAGAAAAUAAAAAUGUUAAAAAAAAUAAAGAAUUACUAUUUACUUACAA
Molecule: messenger RNA, 6478 nt
Organism: Candoia aspera
Lineage: Eukaryota; Metazoa; Chordata; Lepidosauria; Squamata; Candoiidae
Gene: GPRC5B
Product: G protein-coupled receptor class C group 5 member B
Exons: 4
Coding region: 156-1319 (387 amino acids)
Biological process (GO): G protein-coupled receptor signaling pathway
Cellular component (GO): plasma membrane; intracellular membrane-bounded organelle; extracellular exosome
Molecular function (GO): protein kinase activator activity; G protein-coupled receptor activity; protein kinase binding
Source: RefSeq, a predicted model, not a curated record